This is a messenger RNA of Vitis vinifera (wine grape), 1326 nucleotides long. RefSeq names its product ubiquitin-like-conjugating enzyme ATG10. Gene Ontology annotation, molecular function: Atg12 transferase activity. The transcript has 7 exons. Gene Ontology annotation, biological process: macroautophagy; protein modification by small protein conjugation; protein lipidation. NCBI's taxonomy places the organism in Eukaryota, Viridiplantae, Streptophyta, Magnoliopsida, Vitales, Vitaceae. Bases 401 to 994 code for a protein of 197 amino acids. The record is from RefSeq and is a predicted model, not a curated record. Gene Ontology annotation, cellular component: intracellular anatomical structure.
AGUGUGAAUCGAAAUCAAUUCCGUUAUCGUCUAAAGAAACUAACUCUAAGUGGACGUUACGGUUUCGCUCCUUCUGCUCAGAGCUCCUGCAACACCGUUUUCUCUAGGUAAAUUCUUGUCCCCAUUGGGACUUGAACUUGGAACCUCCCACAAAUCCUCCCCGCCCCUUUACCACUUGAGCCAGGCCUCAAGGGCUAGCAUUGUUCAUCCUCUUGUGGGGUGUUCCUUGUCUCUUCAGGUGGCAAGGUGGCCAUGGAUAUAUCAUCUUGGGAUGGAACCCUCUCAUCAAGUGACUUCUGCCUUGCUGCUCAUGCUUUCACUGAGAAAUGGAAAAGGAUCAACCCUGUUCUCCCUCCAUGGUCAUGGGUACCUCGGCCAAAAUCACCAUGGUUGACUUCUCAUGAAGUUAGUUUUGCCCACCAUUUUUUCAUGCUCUGAUGCAUUGGUUGAUGCUAUAAAUUUCCUGUUCCUGCUUCUUAUCUUCUGUGCUACUUAUCUCUCUCAGGAAGAUCACGAUGAAAAAAGUCACAAGGGAAAUGAAGAGCCUAAUUGUCCGGGGAAAGAUGAGUACAUUGAUAAUGCUACUUUGGUCCAGAGUUAUAGUCACGAUGUACGUUACUUUGACUUCCAUAUAGUGCACAGUGCUUCAUAUAGGGUUCCAGUGCUAUAUUUCCGCACAUUUUCUAGUGAUGGCCAACCUUUGCUGUUGGAAGAUGUUGAAAAGGAACUUCCUGGAAACUCUACAAAUGUACUAAUGGAAUCAAAAUGGACAUUCAUAACUCAGGAGGAGCACCCAUACUUGAACAGACCAUGGUACAAAUUACAUCCUUGUGGAACCAGUGAGUGGAUGAAGCUGCUUUUUCUCACAGACCCUUCCCUUGGUGGUAGCCAAGGGGUGCCAGUUGAGCUAUAUCUCUCAUCAUGGAUCUCGAUGGUUGGGCAGGCGGUUGGCCUUAAGGUCCCCUUGGAAAUGUUCAACAAAAGAACAGAGUGAAGGAGGCGAGUUGUAUGAGAAUGGUUUGCCCUAAAUCUUCCAGACAGGGGUUAACAAGGCAUUUCUUCUGAUGAUCCAGUGAAAGUGAAAGUAGUGAGCGUUUCAAUAGUAUGGCUGAAGUGAUUCACUCUUUCAAAUGACAGGCAAUCUAGAAAAGACAAAAGGGUUUAUUGUGGUAUAGAGUAGAGUUAUGGGUCUCAGGGUUUUCUCCUUGAGCCAGAGUUGUAGGUGUGUAUGUAGAAUUGUUCUGUAGGAUCAGCAAUGAAUUUGAAUCAGUGAUAAUGACACUUUUGUAAAUUCAAUUUAUAUAAUAUUAAUUAAUUUUAAUUCAA